CAAACGUGAUGUGAACUUAUAUUAUAUUUUAACGUUAGUUGAAAAUACAUCAGGACGUUGUCACGGCACGACUCUGUUCAAAGGAAAAGGAGCAUCAUCUGAAGUAUGCAGUCACUGGUGGGUAUUUUGGUUUUCGGGAUGUUUGCAAUGACAGUUGCAUAUCAGAGUGGAGAGCAAGUGAACAACAUGGUGCAUAGAGACGCACCCGAGGCACCGCCGAGGAGAAAGGGAGAUCACGAAGCCAUUCGAAAAAAGUUGCAAGAUGCUGGUGUAUUGAGAGUGUCAGAAGAACAAAACUUAGUGCCCCUUAUUGAGUACACUGAUGGUUCUGGGAUAUCAGGACAAUACAUCGCUCGACUUUUGCCUGGUGCAAAAUACGGUCCAAUCCGUAGAAUCAUCAAAGGAGCUGGACGAAGACAACGAGUUAAGUUUAAUAGAGAAAAGAAUUUCGUCAUUCUGCGCAACAUAAGUAAAAGCAACCUCGAAGAUUUGCUUCAACUCACCAAUGUCAUUGCGGAAAUCGAACAGGACGUCAAGUUAGAACUAAACACUGAAUACUGCAGAGAGUAUACUUUACCAAAUAAUGCCAAUAGAAGAGGUCUAUGGGGGUUGGAUGCUCUUGAUGGUGAUGCAUACAAUUACAAGUAUAACAUCUGGGGCGAUGGAAAGGGAAUAGAUGUAUAUGUGGCAGACACAGGUAUCAAUCCAAACCACGAAGAUUUCACAGGGCGAGUUACUAUUGGCUGGCCGACAUCUACAAGUGUUGACAACGAUGGUCAUGGUACCCACGUGGCCAGUAUCAUUGGAGGAACCAAUUCUGGCGUGGCAAAGAGUGCUAACAUAAUUUCCUUGAAGAUUUGUUCAUGUCGGGGAUUUUGUCCUGUGUCAGAUAUAUUGAAGGGGUCCUUGUGGGUAAAGGAAAGGGUGCAAAGCAAUAGGCGACUCUCCGUUAUUAACUUCAGUGUUGGUGCGUGGUUCUCCAGUUCUCUGAACGACGCAGUCGAUGAUGUACUCGCAGCUGGAAUCCCCGCAAUUGUUGGAGCGGGUAAUGCCAAUGCAGACGCUUGCAAUUAUUCUCCAGGUAGCACGCCCAAUGCCCUUACUGUCGGAGCGUUUAGUGAGGACUUUGAAGAGCCUAGUUUCAGCAACUAUGGUUCUUGCUUAGAUCUUUACGCCCCGGGUGAAGAUAUCAAAGGUGCUGAUUUCUCUGGAAACAAUACAUAUACUUUGCACGGUGGCACCUCUACGGCAGCUGCGUUUGUGACCGGCGCUGUGGCUGCCUUGUUGCAGGUCCUCAGAGAUAACGGGACUAUCAGCUCACCCUCUGCCCAGGUCGUCAACUACACCAAUGAGUACAUCAUAAAGUACGCAUUGCCUGGAAAACUUACGGAUGUCAGUGAAGCCAAUUUGGCUUUGUCUACUCCAUGCUUGGUUAUUUGA
Molecule: messenger RNA, 1440 nt
Organism: Lingula anatina
Lineage: Eukaryota; Metazoa; Brachiopoda; Lingulata; Lingulida; Lingulidae
Biological process (GO): proteolysis
Molecular function (GO): serine-type endopeptidase activity
Source: RefSeq, a predicted model, not a curated record